Theobroma cacao (cacao) is the source of this 2705-nucleotide messenger RNA. Its product is annotated as Protein kinase superfamily protein. NCBI's taxonomy places the organism in Eukaryota, Viridiplantae, Streptophyta, Magnoliopsida, Malvales, Malvaceae. Gene Ontology annotation, molecular function: protein kinase activity; ATP binding. Gene Ontology annotation, biological process: protein phosphorylation. The record is from RefSeq and is a predicted model, not a curated record.
AUGUUUAUUACAAGUGACUAUCAUGGUAGUAAAUGGCAAUUUCCAAAGUUACCAUUUCUUUUAUAUAUUUAAAAUUAGACCCUAAAUCAAAGCGAUUGCACACAUUCAAAAAGCAAGCCGUUCUGAAAAAAAGAUAAAGAAAGCAAGGAAAGUAGGGCCAGUAUUUUCCUUCACCCUGACCCUUGGCUUUCCUCGGGCCCGCGCCCAUUCUUUUUCCUUUUUCUUGUCUUCACCUCACCUCAGUUCACGUGACAACUCCUUCCCCACCCUGCUUCCCUCACCACGAUACCGAAUUGAGGUCUUCCUCUCCCUCUCCCUCUCCACUCCAAGACUCCAAGGACCUAGGCAACCACGCAAGGCAAACAUAGAUAGCGCUCAACAAUUCAGAUUCAGAUCCCUACCUUUGACCCUUUGAUGACCUCUAUCACUUGCAAAGUCUCCCAUCUUCCUUCAUGCCUCCACCACCAUCAAUCUCCUCUGUAUUAACCGCCAUCCUCUUCAUCUCUCUUCAUCAGCUGGUCGCUGAAGCUACUGUAACUCAUCACUCAUGUUCCUCUCAUCCAGAAACCUUCUCUAGAUCCCCAUGUCCACCCUUCACUUCUACUCCCCCUUUCCCCUUCUCUCUCUCACCGGGCUGUGGCCACCCCUCUUUCCACAUCAAAUGCUCCACUCCUUACUCUACUAUCUCCAUUAACAACUUCUCUUUUGCUUUACUCAGAUAUGAACCCAACUCCACUUCCCUCACUCUCUCCCCCCAACCCCCAACAAAGCCCCGUUCCAAUUGCUCUUCUUUCCAUUUCCUUUCCAUUUCCACUCACUCCAUCGAUCUUUCAGGUUCCCCAUUUCGAAUCUCCGACGGUUCUUGUUCAAGACUAUCCGUUCUCCACUCUUGUUCCCCUCCAAAUCUCCCAAACUGUAGCCAAUGCCCCUGGGAAUGCGGGCUCAUAAAAAACCCAGUCAAACUCCUCCAUGGCUGCGGAUCCACCCGCCCUCUUCCGGGACAAGGCUGCCAACCUGAUGUCUUGGGUUACCUUGAAAAUUUCUUGUUCACAAUGGGUUUUCAAGUAGAAUGGGACGAAGCACAAGACUCUUACUUUUCAAGCUGCAAAAACUGUAUAUCAAAGAAUGGUAUUUGCGGCUUCAAUUCCUCAGACCCCAACAAACAAUUCCUUUGUUUCCAAUCCAAAACCACCAUUUCCCCACCUUGGAUUCACGUAGAUCACCCUCACAGAAUCGCAAUCUUAUCCUCUGUCUUCACUUUGACAUGCAUUUUCGUUAUUAUUUCAGUAAUAAUAGCUAUUUUUCGAUCCAAUAAACUCAAAUCUCAAUCCAUAGAAGACCCAACAACUUUAUUCCUCCGCCUUCACCGUUCCGCUAGUCUCCUCCCGCCCGUUUUCACCUACGAAGAACUCGAAUCUUCAACCAACAAAUUCGACACAAAACGCAAAAUCGGCGACGGUGGCUUCGGGUCCGUCUACUUAGGCCAACUCUACGACAAUCGAAUCGUAGCCGUUAAAUACCUCCACAAAAACAACCAGUCAGGCAAAGCCUUAUCAUCCAAAUUUUUCUGUAACGAAAUCUUAAUACUUUCUUCUAUUAACCACCCGAAUCUCGUUAAACUUCACGGGUAUUGCAGCGACCCUAGAGGGUUACUUUUGGUUUACGAUUAUGUACCAAAUGGAACCCUAGCUGACCACCUUCACGGCCGUUCAAAAACCUCGCUGACGUGGCAAGUGAGGCUUGAAAUCGCUUUGCAAACUGCUCUAGCUAUGGAGUAUUUGCAUUUCUCCGUCGUGACGCCGAUUGUUCAUCGCGAUAUUACGUCAUCAAACAUUUUUGUGGAAAAAGAUAUGAGAAUUAAAGUUGGGGAUUUUGGGCUUUCCAGGCUUUUGGCUUUCCCUGAAAAUUCGUCUUCCGAGUCGGAUUUUGUUUGGACUGGGCCUCAGGGGACGCCCGGGUAUUUGGAUCCGGAUUAUCACCGGUCGUUCCGGUUAACAGAAAAGAGCGACGUUUACAGCUUCGGAGUCGUUCUAUUGGAGUUGAUUUCCGGGUUAAAAGCGGUGGAUCAAAGGAGGGAAAAGAGGGAAAUGGCGUUGGCUGAUUUGGCUGUUUCGAAGAUCCAGAUGGGAUUGUUGCAUCAGCUGGUGGACCCCGUUCUGGUGCAUGAUGGGGAAGCGAUGGACGGUGUUGAUGCGGUGGCGGAACUGGCGUUCCGGUGCGUGGCGGCUGAUAAGGAUGAUAGACCGGAUGCGAGGGAGAUUGUGGAGGAACUGAAACGGAUCAGGAGCCGUACACGUGUGCUUAGAGUGUCGUAUUCGAAUGGGAGUAAUACUGACGUGUCAAAGGGUUGAUUUGGAGUUGACGUGACGUGGGGGGGGUUAGGUAGGGGUCCACGUCCACAUGUGGGGAAUUUGACCUGAUCAUGUGUCAGAGGUGUUUCUUUUUCAUAUUUACUGUGGUUUUACACGUUCUUUUCCGCGCCUGUAGCUACUUUGUUUGUUCAAGUCUUAAGUAGUAAAUUUUGGGAAUGUACAGUGGAGUGGUUGGGGGGGAAUUUAAUUUUGAGACCCCACGAGAUUGUAAUCAAUGUAAGCAUACAUGGAACAAGUCAAGUAGCAGUAAUAAUAAGCUUUGUGCAAUGCUACGUCCCAACUAAAAUUCCAAAGCUAAUAGUGGCGUGAAUCAUUCUGAUUUUGGUAGGAUAA